This is a messenger RNA of Acanthosepion pharaonis, 2040 nucleotides long. The record is from the annotation of a GenBank genome assembly. NCBI's taxonomy places the organism in Eukaryota, Metazoa, Mollusca, Cephalopoda, Sepiida, Sepiidae.
AUGCGUGCUUUUAAACCAAUACUUUCCCGAGGUCUUCGAUCUUACGUAAAUAUAACUUUUCUUUGUUCUCUCUCUCUCUCUCUCUCUCUCUCUCUCUCUCUCUCUCUCUCUCUGCCAGUUUUGUCCUUUAUUCCUCUCUACGAAGCUAACCUGGGCGCGUCGCAUUACUCGUUCAAUAAUUUCUACCGGCAGUUUUCGCUGUUUGGCUCGUGGGCGCAUCUAUUUACGCAUGCUCCGCGAUUCGUUCUGUGUUGCAUACUUGGGACACUAGGCUGGGCCCGUGCAUACGCAAUAUCAGUUACUUGCAUUCUCUGUCGUAGUAACGGAAGCCUACAAGUGUGUCUGUCUGAAUCCAUAAGUUCCGCAAAUGGCGGGAUAUCAAAUGGUUUUUCUUUCUUUUUUCUUUCGUUUUUAUUUUUUCAAAUUUUCUUCACUUCUUUAACGCGAAAUCUUCUUUCUUUCUUUUUUCUUUUUCUUCGGUUAUUUCUCACUUGUAAAUCUUUCGUUGCUUUCUGUUUUUUGUUUUACAUUUUUUCUUUUCUUUCUUUCUUUUCUUUCUUUCUUUCUUUCUUUCUUUCUUUCUUUCUUUCUUUCUUUCUUUCUGUCAGUCCCUUCAGAUCUAUCUAUCUAUCUAUCUAUCUAUCUAUCUAUCUAUCUAUCUAUCUAUCUAUCUAUCUCUUUCUUUCUUUCUUUCUUUUUUCUUUUCUCCUUUCUUUCUUUCUAUUCUUCUAUCUUUCUAUCUUUCUAUCUUUCUCUUUCUUUCUUUCUUUUCCCUUUCUUUUCUUUCUUUCUUUCUUUCUGCCAUCCUUCUAUCUAUCUAUCUAUCUAUCUAUCUAUCUAUCUAUCUAUCUAUCUAUCUAUCUAUCUAUCUAUUUCUUUCUUUCUUUCUUUUCCAUUUCACUUUCCUCCCGUAUCAUUUACUUUGCGCAUCGAACCUGCCACACAAAACCAAUCCUUGUUGUAGUUGUUAAUAAACUCAUCUUUCUUUCUUUCUUUCUUUCUUUCUUUUUCUUUUCUUUUCGUGUCUUUUAUUCUUUCUUUAGUCAUUUCAUUCUUUCUUUCUCCCUCUCUUUCUUUCUCCCUCUCUUUCUUUCUUCCUCUCUUUCAUUCUUUCUUUCUUUCUUUUUUCUUUCAUUCAUUCAUUCAUUCAUUCAUUCAUUCUUUCUUUCUUUCUUUCUUUCUUUCUUUUUUGAUUCUUCCUGGUUUAUUUUCCAUUUCUUUCAUUCUGAAUUAAUUUUUUUUCUCUUUAUGUUAACUUGUCACGUUUUUCUUUCUUUACUUUUCUUUCUUUCUUUCUUUCUUUCUUUCUUUCUUUCUUAUUCUCCACCUUUGUUUUUAUUUUGUUAUUUUUUCCUUCCUUCCUUCCUUCCUUCCUUCCUUCCUUCCUUCCUUCUUGUUUCUUCUUUCUUUCCUUCUUUAUCUUUCUUUCUUUCUUUCUUUCUCUUUCUUUCUUUCUUUCUUUCUUUCUCUUUCUUUCUUUUCCUUUGUUUCUUUCUUUCUCUUUCCUUCAUUUUCUUUUUUUCUCUUUCCUUCUUUCUCCUUCUUUCUUUUUCCUUUCUUUCUUUCUUUCUUUCUUUUUCUGUCUUUUUCCUUUCUUUCUUUCUUUCUUUCUUGUUUUUUCUUUCUUUCGUUCUUUCUCUUUCUGUCUUUUUCCUUUCUUUUUUUCUGCUUUUUUCCAAUCCUUCCUUCCUUCUUUCGUUCCUCUUUCUUUCUAUUCGUUACGUCUUUUCUUUUUUGUCUUAUUCCAUCCUGAAUUUCCACGCACUCUUUCUUUCUUUCUUUCUUUCUUUACUUUUCUUUCUUUCUUUCUUUGGUUGUCUCUUCCUUCUUUCUUUUCAAUUUGCCUUUUCCUUUCUUCAUUUUCUUCCUUCUUUCUUUCCUUUCUUCUUUUUCUCUGACCCUUCUCGCCUUCUAACCUCUCCUUCUCAACACUCAUUUCUUUAUCUCCUUUUUCCUUUCGUUAUAUCCUUCCACUCACUCUUCUUUCUUCGCCCUCCUUGUCACAUUAGUAGUUUUCUUUGGCAUUUUCGUCAUGUCUAG